CACAAGGCGUUCGGUGGUAGCUAACAACUCCAGCUAGUAUUUGGUUGCAGUCUCAGUCAUCAUAAGAUUCGCUCGUUCUUGUGUUUGUCUUGCCCUCUUUCCUUAACAAAGAAAAAACCAAACAAGAUUAAAAUUCAUCCAAAUCAGAUCCCUUCCUUUGAUUCUUGUGCUGUUCUCUGUCAUUCGAUUAUGUUCUUUUCACCCUUCAUUCCAAUCUUGGGAUUCUUAGCUCACUUCUUUUGCUUCAUGUUUACAAAUGCAUGGCUUUCCUUAAUCACCAAGUCACCACCAUAUUUAUAUUUCUUCGUGCUCGAAACGAGGAUCUAAGUGUUCAUCUCUCAACAUGGCCAUCACAGAUUUUGUGUCCAAAAGGAUGACAUACACCUUGUUCUUGAACACUUGUUUCCUCCUUGUGAUUUUUUCCUUCAUGAUUGUUCAUUUCCACACCCCUGAAGUUGUGGUUGUGACCAAAAUCUCUGCCUUUGAUAACAUCAAAGAGCAAGAGUGUGAGAGCUUAGACAGCUUAGGUGACUACAAAGCCAAGUGCUUGUACCUGAAAUCCAAUGACCCUUGUGCCUCUCAGGGCUAUAUUGAUUAUCUCUACCUUUUCUAUUGCAAAUUUGGGAAAUUCCCUUCAUUGGGUUACACCCUUUUGUUUCUUUGGCUCCUAGUUCUGUUUUAUUUGUUGGCUAAUACAACUUCUGAAUACUUUUGUCCCUCCCUCGAAAGCCUUUCCAAGUUACUAAGGUUGUCUCCUACAAUUGCUGGAGUCACCCUACUCUCUCUGGGCAAUGGUGCCCCUGACGUUUUCUCUAGCCUUGUCUCCUUCCAAGAAACCGGGACACGCGACAUCGGCUUCAACACGGUUCUCGGGGGUGUUUCCUUUGUGUCCUGUGUUGUGGUGGGGAGUGUGAGCAUUGCAAUACGUCAAAGUGGGGUUCAAGUUGCCAAGUCUGCGUUUAUGAGAGAUGCUUAUUUUCUCCUUUUUGUUCUUCUGGCCUUGUUUGGUAUUUUGAUAUAUGGUAAGAUCAAUUUUCUUGGAGCAAUUGGUUUUACUUUGAUAUAUGUUGUGUAUGUAGUUAUUGUUUAUGUCUCUUCUACCCGAUGGAAGGAAGGUGAUGGUGGUGAUGAUGAAAAUGGUGAUAUUGGUAUUUCACAUUGUGAAGAUGAUUUGAAUUUGAGUUUGAGUGUGCCUCUUCUUAAUGAUGUGAAGAAAGGACCAGUUGUAUGUGUUGAAAAUGGUGUUCAAGAAUAUGAUUUUAAUAUCGAGAAAGAUUACUGUUGUAUGAGAUAUUCAAUGUGUCGAGUGUCACUUCAUGUUCUGGAAAUGCCCCUUUACUUGCCAAGGAGAUUGACAAUUCCUGUUGUGUGCGAAGAGAGAUGGUCAAAGGUGUAUGCAGUUUCUUCAGUUACACUAGCUCCACUUCUCUUGUCUUUCCUGUGGUGGAGUCCUUACAUUGUAAACAGUUUCUUCAGCAAGAACGUAAUUGUUUAUGGAAUUGGAAUCUUGUUUGGAACUAUACUUGGUGUGAUUGCAUUUUUCACAACCAAAAUGUCAGGGCCACCAAAUAAGUGCUUAUUUCCUUGGCUUGCAGGAGGGUUUGUAAUGAGUGUGACAUGGAGCUACAUCAUAGCUCAAGAGUUGGUAGGGUUGCUUGUUUCAAUUGGCUACAUAUGCGGAAUAAGUCCUUCAAUGCUAGGGCUAACAGUUCUGGCUUGGGGGAACUCAAUUGGGGAUUUGAUGACAAAUUUAACAAUGGCUUUAAAUGGUGGACAAGAUGGUGCUCAAGUAGCAAUGUCAGGUUGCUAUGCUGGUCCUAUCUUCAAUACCCUUAUUGGUUUGGGCUUGUCUCUUGUAACUUGUACAUGGUCAGAGUACCCUCAAGCUGUUGUGAUCCCUAGAGACCCAUAUCUCUGGGAGACAAUGGUGUUUUUGGUGGCUGGAUUAGUUUGGGCACUUGUGGUGUUGAUAAAAAGAGAUAUGAAGCUUGACGGACUCUUGGGAGGAGGACUUUUAUCUGUUUACUUCCUUUCUCUGUUUAUAAGGUUGAUUCAGACAAAAGGGUCUCUCCAAUAGUCCAAUUUUUAUGAUUUGUUAGGCUGUGAUUCUUAGUAUUUUGAAUAUGACAUGAGCCAUGAAAUUAUGAUCAGAUUCAUGUACCUAUUAGCAAAUGACAUUAUUUCUGUGGAACUAGAUAUGAAACUAUUAUAGAUAGGCAAAAAUUUGCUACUUGUGUAAUCCUCGUGUUCUUUUUGUACCUAGCUUUAUUUGGAUAAUUGUCUUUCCUGUACUUACACUUCAUUGAAUGACAAUUGAAAUACAGUACUAUCUUGAAUUUGUUUAAA
Messenger RNA from Glycine soja, 2346 nucleotides. RefSeq names its product cation/calcium exchanger 2-like. Gene Ontology annotation, molecular function: monoatomic cation transmembrane transporter activity. The coding region runs from base 344 to 2077 and encodes 577 amino acids. Gene Ontology annotation, biological process: monoatomic cation transport; transmembrane transport. Gene Ontology annotation, cellular component: membrane. The record is from RefSeq and is a predicted model, not a curated record. The transcript has a single exon. Lineage: Eukaryota; Viridiplantae; Streptophyta; Magnoliopsida; Fabales; Fabaceae.